Molecule: messenger RNA, 4721 nt
Organism: Melospiza melodia melodia
Lineage: Eukaryota; Metazoa; Chordata; Aves; Passeriformes; Passerellidae
Gene: MYO1C
Product: myosin IC
Exons: 32
Coding region: 257-3343 (1028 amino acids)
Biological process (GO): actin filament organization; vesicle transport along actin filament
Cellular component (GO): vesicle; microvillus; cytoplasm
Molecular function (GO): actin filament binding; ATP binding; microfilament motor activity
Source: RefSeq, a predicted model, not a curated record
GUAGGAUGAGAAUGUGAGCUAUGUCCAGGCUCAGGGCCAUGGAACUCAGAGCUGCUCUCCUGUAACUGUUUAUUUUUCUCUGGAGGCUUCAGUCAAGUUGGCUGUUUGUCCCUGAGUGCAGUUUUGCUGGAAUGCUGCCUGCCUGCCAUCAGAAUAAGGGAGCACCUGUGAAAGGAUUGUGGUGUCACCUGAGAGGAAGGAAAGCAGAAAUCAGUGUUGCUGCAGGGGGUUGGGAGCCAACGGCAUCCGGCUGAGCAUGGAGAGCGCUCUGACGGCGCGGGACCGCGUCGGGGUGCAGGACUUUGUCCUGCUGGAGAACUUCACUAGCGAGGCUGCAUUCAUUGAGAACCUGAGGAAACGCUUCAAGGAGAACCUCAUCUAUACCUACAUUGGCUCUGUGCUGGUGUCUGUGAAUCCCUACAAGGAACUGGAAAUCUACACCAAGCAGAACAUGGAGCGCUACCGCGGCGUCAGCUUCUACGAAGUCUCUCCUCACCUCUACGCCAUCGCGGAUAACUCGUACCGCUCCCUGCGCACCGAGAGGAGGGACCAGUGCAUCCUCAUCUCCGGAGAGAGCGGCGCCGGCAAGACCGAGGCCACCAAGAAGAUCCUGCAGUACUACGCCGUCACCUGCCCCGCCAGCCAGCAGGUCGAGACCGUCAAGGACCGGCUGCUGCAGUCCAACCCCGUCCUGGAGGCCUUUGGAAAUGCAAAAACCCUUCGGAAUGACAACUCCAGUCGGUUUGGGAAGUACAUGGAUGUGCAGUUUGAUUACAGGGGGGCUCCUGUUGGGGGCCACAUCUUGAACUACCUCCUGGAGAAAUCCCGAGUUGUGCACCAGAACCACGGCGAGAGGAACUUCCACAUCUUCUACCAGCUGCUGGAGGGAGGGGAGGAGGACCUGCUCAGGAGGCUGGGCCUUGAGAAGAACCCACAGCAGUAUCACUAUUUAGUAAAGGGUCACUGUGCAAGAGUGAGUUCCAUAAAUGACAAAAAUGAGUGGAAGAUCAUGAGGAGAGCCCUGUCUGUUAUCGGCUUCAAUGACACUGAGGUGGAGGAUUUGCUGAGCAUUGUGGCCAGUGUCCUGCACCUGGGGAAUGUCCAGUUUGCUGCUGAUGAGCAGGGAAAUGCUCAGGUCACUACAGAGAACCAGAUUAAAUACCUGGCCAGGCUGCUGGCAGUGGAUGGCUCAGUUCUUCGGGAUGCCCUGAUCCACAAGAAGAUCAUAGCAAAAGGGGAGGAGCUGGUGAGUCCCCUGAACCUGGAGCAGGCAGCCUAUGCCAGGGAUGCCCUCGCCAAGGCCGUCUACGGCCGCACCUUCUCCUGGCUGGUCAGCAAGGUCAACAAAUCCCUGGCUUACAAGGAAGAGAAAUUUCCAGGCUGGAGAAGUACAACAGUUCUAGGAUUGCUGGACAUCUAUGGGUUUGAGGUUUUCCAGCACAACAGCUUUGAGCAGUUUUGUAUUAAUUAUUGCAAUGAAAAGCUGCAGCAGCUGUUCAUAGAGCUGACCCUGAAGUCAGAGCAGGAGGAGUACGAGUCCGAGGGCAUCGCGUGGGAACCAGUUCAGUAUUUCAAUAACAAAAUAAUUUGUGAUUUGGUGGAAGAGAAAUUCAAAGGCAUCAUUUCUAUUUUGGAUGAGGAGUGUCUGAGACCUGGGGAUGCCACAGACACGACAUUCUUGGAGAAACUGGAGGAGACUGUGAAGAACCACCCUCAUUUUCUCACGCACAAACUUGCUGACCAGAAGACGCGCAAGUCGCUGGGGCGGGAGGAAUUCCGGCUCUCACACUAUGCUGGGGAUGUCACCUAUAGUGUUGCAGGUUUUCUAGAUAAAAACAACGACCUUCUCUUCAGGAACCUGAAGGAGACCAUGUGCAACUCAGAGAACCCCAUCAUAAACCAGUGCUUUGAUAGGACAGAGCUGACAGACAAAAAGAGACCUGAAACGGCAGCAACUCAGUUCAAAAACAGCCUCUCCAAACUCAUGGAAAUCCUGAUGUCCAAAGAGCCCUCCUACAUUCGCUGCAUGAAACCCAAUGAUGCCAAACAGGCUGAGAGGUUUGAUGAAGUCCUGAUCCGGCACCAGGUGAAGUACCUGGGGCUGAUGGAGAACCUCCGCGUGCGCAGGGCCGGCUUCGCCUACCGCAGGAAAUACGAGGUGUUCCUGCAGAGGUACAAAUCCCUGUGUCCAGAGACGUGGCCCACGUGGGAUGGGCGGCCCCACGAUGGGGUGGCUGUGCUGGUCAAGCACCUUGGCUACAAACCAGAAGAAUACAAAAUGGGACGAACAAAGAUUUUUAUCCGCUUUCCCAAGACCUUGUUUGCCACUGAAGAUGCUCUGGAAGUGAGGAAACAGAGUCUGGCCACAAAAAUGCAGGCGACAUGGAGAGGAUUCUACCGCCGGAAGAAAUUCCUGACCAUGAAACGCUCAGCCAUCACCAUCCAGUCCUGGUGGAGGGGAACCCUGGGACGCCGAAAAGCUGCCAAGAGGAAAUGGGCAGUGGAGACAAUCAGGAGGUUCAUUAAAGGCUUCAUCUACCGGAACCACCCGCGGUGCCCAGAGAACGAGUAUUUCCUGGAUUACAUCCGAUUCUCCUUCCUCAUGAACCUCAAGAGGAACUUACCAAAAAAUGUCCUGGACAAAUCGUGGCCAACUCCUCCCCCAUCACUCUGUGAGGCGUCGCAGCUCCUGCGCAGGCUCUGCAUGCAGAACAUGGUCUGGACCUACUGCAAGAGGAUCAGCCCCGAGUGGAAGCAGCAGUUGGAACAAAAAGUAAUUGCCAGUGAGAUAUUCAAGGGUAAAAAAGACAAUUAUCCUCAGAGUGUUCCCAGGCUCUUCAUCAACACUCGACUGGGUAGAGAAGAAAUAAAUGCUAAAGUCCUUCAAGCAUUAGAAAAUGAAGCACUUAAGUAUGCAGUGCCCGUGGUCAAGUACGACAGGAAGGGCUACAAGGCGAGGGCUCGGCAGCUGCUGCUCACCCACAGCUCGGCCAUCGUGGUGGAGGAGUCCAAGAUCAAGCAGCGCAUCGACUACGCCAGGCUGACAGGCAUCUCCGUCAGCAGCCUGAGUGACAACUUGUUUGUGCUGCACGUGCACUGUGAGGACAACAAGCAGAAGGGUGAUGUUGUCCUGCAGAGUGACCACGUGAUUGAGACACUGACAAAAACAGCAAUUCUGGCCAACAAAAUCAACAAUGUCAACAUCAACCAGGGCAGCAUAAAGUUCACAGUGGGACAAGGCAAAGAAGGGAUCAUCGACUUCAUCUCGGGCUCAGAGCUGCUCAUAGCCAAAGCCAAGAACGGGCAUCUAACAGUGGUGGCUCCUCGGCUGAAUUCCCGAUGAUGAACAAUUCCCUGCCCCAGGACCUUCCCUCCCUCCACGGAAUUGGCUGAACGUUGCUCCCAGCAAUCCCCCCCUCCUCGCUUUGCUCUUUCUGUUACUACCAAAGACCUGCACUUUCAGAACAACCACAAAAUUCAUCCUUGCUCUCUCCUCUUACUCUCAAAGUCCCAGACAAAGGCCUUCUCCUCUCCUCCUUCCCUGCCUGAAGGUGGGUCCAGCACAGCAUCCCUGCAACCACAGCUCGGGACCUUCAGCUGGUGGAGGAAGAGUUUAAGCCCUGAUGGAAAUGACCAAAAUUUGUGCUUGUCAUCACCAAAAAAAGCACAAUCAGAAAACAAGUAACUCUGCUGCUUUCUCAGCCAAAUCACUGAAAUGCCAAACUUUGUAUUCAGAAUGUUUUAUGAAGAAUUUUGCUCGGAGAUGUUUUAAUGCUUUGUGUUACAAAUAUAGUGAAGCCAUAUUGUGUAAAUGAGUAAAAAAACCUGUAAAUACUUUAUAGCCAAGGACGAGAUGCACUACGAGAGAUGGAGUUGAUGUGGAAAUUUUAUGUUUUAGAUUUGGAAUUUUUGUUGGUUUUAGUUUAUGGUUACAAGGUAUAACCUUAAAAACCCAUGAUGUAACUUCACUGAUCAGGAGCCAGAGACUUUUAUCUUUUUUUGAAGUCAGCUGUCCCAUUUCUUGCUCUCUAUUUUUAUACCAUAGGAAUUUUUCAUAUCCACACAAACACAAUGUAAUACAAACUGCAGAGGUUACACUGCUCUGGGCUGGCCAUGGGAUGAACACGAGCUUCCCCCACUUCCUUUCUUUCCCUGUCUGGGAAUCCCCACUGCCCCUUUCCCACACAGCUCAGCAGGCUCAGAGCACCUUCAGGAAAAAUGGCUUUUCCUCUUGCUCCAGAACUGGAACUCUGAUUCCCACAGUAUUUAUAGCAGUGCCUCAAUGCUGCCUUACCAGGGAUGGGGCACUGCUGCUGUCCCACAGCUCCAGGGACACAGGGGUGGGUGCUGGCUGCAGCACAGGCUCCUCCUCAGCACCUUCCUUUAAUGCAAACAGCUGAGGGUGCAGGGCUGCAUGGGGAAUUGCUGCUGCACCCAUGGCACAGCCCCACAGCCCAGCCCUACCUGCCUUAGCCACCCUUCCCUCCAGCUGCUGCAGCCACAGCCAGCCCUGAGUGCCUCCCACCCACUGCUGCCUCUCUCACAGCCUCAGCUCCCUCUCCUGCUCUGGUUCCUGAUGCCACUGUCCAGCCCUGCUCCUGGCUGGAAUGUGGACACACUGCAGGCCAUCCCAGCUGUGCUCAGUGUGUGCAGGGCACGCUGCAGAUGUUGGUGUAUAACCUCUGCCAGACUACGCUGAAUAAAUUUUUACAAAAAACCAA